Messenger RNA from Hyalella azteca, 2031 nucleotides. RefSeq lists its product as uncharacterized. Lineage: Eukaryota; Metazoa; Arthropoda; Malacostraca; Amphipoda; Hyalellidae. The record is from RefSeq and is a predicted model, not a curated record. Bases 210 to 1193 code for a protein of 327 amino acids. The transcript is spliced from 5 exons. Gene Ontology annotation, molecular function: protein binding.
GGCUCUCGACUAUACAGUCGACUAUUUUCAAAUGAGCUCGCCUCUUCUGCUGUUCAGAUUGCUGAGGCAUGUGAAUUAUUCAGUUGUCUCAUUGAAUAUUUAAAUGCAGUGUUGGAGUUUGUUUGAAUUCUUGUAAAAUAAUUUCAAGUUAUGAAUUAAAUGAUUAGUGUUAAGUGACUUCAGUUGUAAAUAAUCAAAAGAUCUUAAUAAUGGGUUUUGUGGAAGAUGAGCUGCAAGAGAUUAAAGCCAUGGUAGAGAAGCACAUAACUGGCAGUAAACUAGAAGCUUGCAUUCCAGCCAUGGUGCGUGUAAAUAUCAGGAGGACUAAAUUCAAGCAAUUAAUUGUGUGCCUUCAAUUCCCCAAGAACUAUCCAGCCGCCAACAUCCUUGUGGAGCUCAAGAGCCGACACAUCUCUCAGAAGCUGCUCGAUGGCCUUGCCAACCUGUCCGAAAAGGAGGCAAAAAAAAUUUUAGGCAAACCUCAAAUCCUGCAUGUGCUGAAGUUUGUGCGAAACUUCAUUGAUGAGAACCCCUUGUGUUGCUGCUCUGAGGAAAUCUCCGAGCUCAAGCAGAAAAUAGCAAGACCGUCCGAUGAAAUAAAAUUGAAGCAAAAAACAUCAAGUAUCUUGGUCAUAACAAUGGAGGGAGAAUAUUCCUGCAAGUACAACAUUACUGUGCCUGAAGACUACCCAGACACCAGAGUCAGCCUGACGGAGGUGUCCAGCAGCUACCCGCCUGUGGUGCGGCGGUGGCUGCUGGCGCAGGCUCAGGAGCUCGCCAGGCAGUGCGUCGAGCCGCCCACCCGCUGUCGCCCAGGGGCGCCGCCCUUUGUAGUGAAGCCCUCACUGCUGCCCGUGGUCAAGUUCCUGCUGGAGGCCGUGCACAGCAUCCCUGCAGCGGUGUGUGGGGUGUGCUGCCGCACUUGCCUGCCUCCCCACCCUCAGGACGUGCCCAGCUCUGAGGACGACCCGCUGUCAGUAGAGCGCGUGUACUGCGGUCACUUCUACCACCACGCCUGCCUGGACACGUACAUCAAGACGCCGCCCUUCGCUGGCGGCAAGACCUGCCACAGCUGCAGCCUCAAAAUAUACCACGACAAGUGGAAGCUUAGUCCUGCCCUGGUUGAGGCCAGGUGGGCCCACAAGCAGGCCAGGCAGAGAGAGCUCGAUGAGGCCAUCGACUUCUUUGCCUGACUUUAUUUUGUACCUGGCAUCACUACCGUGUAGUGUGAGGCCAUCAACGUUUUUGCGGGAGGCCGCUGACAUUUCCGUGAGAGGCCACUGACACCAUCGGGCAAGGCUGCUGCCAUGUCUGUACGAGGGCGCUGACAUAUGUCUGUGCGAGGCCGCUGGACAUAUGUCUGUGCGAGCCGCUGACAUAUGUCUGUGCGAGGCCGCUGACACAUGUCUGUGCGAGGCCGCUGACAUAUGUCUGUGCGAGGCCGCUGACAUCUUCGCAUGAGGCCUCUAACUUCCUUUCGUGGGGCCGUGUUCUUCCUGACACAACUGUACUUGUUUCUACUUUAUAAAGACGAGGGCUUGUGUUUUUUAGCUUAUUUAUUCAUGUAAUUGAACCAUGCAUGGCAAAAGAGGGAUAUGAAUCACCGAUAGCCGUGUUAUUCCUACCAAAUAGCUUAACUUAAUUUCGGUAACGUCAACUCUACAAACUUUGCCCUCUAUGUCAACGCAAUCUUCUUCACCUACCUUCAUAGACUUUACAAAGAACCUAUCAUUGUAGGGGUACUCACAAUCCAGAAGUCGAAAUUAUAGUAAUAGUUAUGACCAAGUGGAACACAGUCUUAUCUCAUGUGAGCUAUGAACGUGAGUCUUUGACGUGAAUCUCACGUGAGCUUUGUUGUAUUUCUGGUCUCAAGUCGUCAUUAUCUGUUCAAGCCGCCCGAGUGCUUUUCAGCAGGUGAAUUUAGAAACAAAAUAUCAUUCUUAAGUAUUAGGUUCUACGUAAAACAUUGUUAAAAACUGGAUCUCUAUAAUUUGGGAUCGUGUAUGAUCGAAUAAAGUAUGUAGCAUCCGU